Molecule: messenger RNA, 2798 nt
Organism: Vespula pensylvanica (western yellowjacket)
Lineage: Eukaryota; Metazoa; Arthropoda; Insecta; Hymenoptera; Vespidae
Exons: 9
Coding region: 365-1816 (483 amino acids)
Source: RefSeq, a predicted model, not a curated record
CGGUUGUCGGGACGGCGUCGGAGUCGAGCGCUAACGAUCGACGAUACGAUUGAUCGCAGCGAGAUGCGAAGAAAACAAAAGUAAUCGGGAGAAGAAAGUACGGGUCCAUCGACGAACGGCGACGUCCCUGCGUGAAAGGGGCGAGAAAGGGGGCGAGCACGACGCCAUGUCGACGUUCACCCUCUAGUUCGUUCUCGUUGCAGCCCUCGUCUAAAAGGCCAACUCGAGUCUGAAAAAAGUCGCGGAAAAGGGAAGGAAAGGUCGAGAAAAGAAAGGAGAGAAGGAAGGAAAGAAGAAGUCCCGAAGCUGGAUACUCGUAGAAAUCACUGGCGAAAUCACUCUUGAACGAAGCAUUGGGCUAUGAAUGAAGACCCAACCCUUUCAUCUCGAGGUUUUGGCAGUCUUGCUAUUGUCAGUGAUACCCUGGCCAGGUCCGAGCGUUUUUAAGAUAUCAUGCCCCCGCGAUCGUGCCUCGGUGGUGAGGAGGAUAGUUCACAAGAGAUGGAUGCCCAUCCUGAAGAAGUAUCAAGUGGAAUUACCCUUAGAAUGUCCCUUUCACGAAAGUCGAGACAUCUUUCGACCUCAGCAACGGGCGAAGCAUCAGCACAGACCGUCGCAAUGGACCUGCGGCCUCUGCGGCAAGUCUUUCUACGCCGAAAAACAUCUCGACGCGCACUUCGAUAACAGACAUAAAAGUAACGUUAAUACGGCGGAGGACGCCGUGUGCCUUGCCGACUACUGCGACAUUAUGAGAUGCGACGUCUUGGGAAAUCGUGACUUCGAAAGCUCGAUGGACGACGAGGACGACGACGGCGGUCAUCUCAACACCGACAUACAGGUAUGGAAGGAGAAUACGGAACAGCGCAGUACGUCGGUCGUGCCGUGUUCUCGAGAUCUCGCAAGGACCUAUCGUCCUUCGUCCUCGUCUUCCACGGACAAGUCGUGCGCGCUCGCGGCCACGAAAAACGACCUGCAGCGUUCGUACUGUCGACGAGCCGACGCUGACGUCCUAAAAAAUCAUCGGCUCGCCGAUUCCUCUUCUUAUCGUCGCAACGAAAUCGCUGGUCCUGAGAACAACAGCGACGCAUGCGACAACGAGGACGACGAGGACGACGAGGACGACGAGGACAACGAAGACGACGAAGAUGCCGAGGAUGACGAUGACGAGGAGGAGGAGGAGGAGGAGGGGGAGGAGGACGACGAGGAGAAUCUCGUAGAAGCCGCCCUACCUGCCGUCGAUAAGAGGCAAAGACGCAGAAGAAUGCAUCUUAGGAAACUCAAGUCCAACUGCAAGCCCGAGGAACUUCAAAAGCUCAAGUUACAAUGCGAAAUACUCGUCCGCGAUUGUAUCGCGGGACUUCUCGCAAAUCUCUCGGCACGAGAGUUCCAAGAAAUCGAAGGUGAACUGAACCGGGCGAUCUGUUGGUAUCUCAGUUGCGACAGAUACUGGGAGGAUACCAAGCGGCAACAACGACAGACACCUUGGUAUCUGUUCGCUACGUUUAUGGCUCUUUUCUGCACCUCGAUUUAUGCCUGCUAUUAUGUCAUCUGGGUUCUCUUCAAUACCGCGGACGAAGAGAGGCUCGACCAUACGGGAACUUUAGGUUACAACGACGGAAGUCUUACGUCAUCGUUGCACGAUCAGAGCGGGCAUGGCGAGGGUAGAUCGGUAGAUAGACGAAAAAUGGAAGGUGGAGACGAUAAUCUAUCGUCUACGAACGAGGAUAUGCCGGAUCACUACAUUUACGUCGCAUAUCCGCCAGAACUGAAACGUCGUCUCUUGGAAAGCUGCUACAACAGGACUACCAGAUUGUGAGAUCGAAACGAAAGAGGACGAUAUACGUUUCGUAUUCAUCUUGAACGGGACUGCGCUACGAACGAAGACGCUCUUUUCUCUCUCUCUCUCUCUCUCUCUCUCUAUUUGUCUGUCCGUCUGUCCGUCUAUCUGUCUUCGUGUUUUGUAUACCAAGUCUAUUCGAAUAAACUGCAACUGUACGAGAGGAAUUUUCCAUCGUAGAAACGACCAAAAGAGUUCGAGCAAGAAGACCGGCUUUAAAAUCUUUCGUGUCGCAAUUGAACCUAAAACAUCUUUUAUUUGUCAGAAAGAAAAAAGAAAAGAUAAGGAAAAAAAAAAACGGAAGAAAAACGAGAAGGCACUAUGGUACUGUUAAAAAAAUGCAGUUUUGUAUAAAGUAGGAGUAUCGGACUAGAUAGACUAACGGACUAAGUAGUAGACCCUAUACCGAGUCUAAAACCAGUAUGUCAUCUUUAUGGAACCAUCCGAGUCACGCUGAGUGUCCAUCACGCUCGAUUGCCGAACAAGCCGGCGAACGCUCGCACCGCUCGGUCGUUGUUGUUCCUCUAAAAUUCUUUGCGGUAUCGCUUGUGUCGAUGUGGUUUGAGCUAUUGGAAGUUCGGGUACCUCGUGCAUCUCGACGGUUUCUCUUUCCGACAGGUCCUCGUAGGAAGCCGCCGCGGACGAAGGUCUAAGGAUAAAAGUCAUUGAUUCGGACGCGCGUCCUUUCGAACGUAGAAGAAAACGAUAUAAUUUGGAGAAAUAAUCGGGCGAAGCUUACUUGGUCGGUAUGCAUCGAAUACAAUCGGCACAAGUCCAAUCCUUCCCAAAGAGCUCUCCCUCCUCCACCGUUUGCGGAAGUCGAUGGUGUAGAGUCUCCGGUAACCGUAAACCCGAAAGACCGCCGAUCACCGAGACGCAACCUAAGAUCACCAAAGGCAACACUAGAUUCUCCUUACCCUGUAAAUCAAAGCAUAUUCUGUAAUAAAGAACACUCUCUCGA